CUAAUGUGGUUGAAAUAUCUACUAGUACAGAACCAGAGAUAACCAACCGAACGUGAGAGAAGAAAUAACAGAAAGCGAGAGGGAGUGACAUUGAUCGGUUCAAUGGCGGACAUAGCUAUUUUAGUGGCGGAGGAGUACGAGCGGAGGGUGAGACAGACGGCUGAUUCUAGGUCGGCGUCGUUGGAAUUUGAUUGGUGGAAAAAUGUUCCGGCGAAGAUGACAAUAGGAGACAACGAGGAGAAGAUAGAGAGUUUUAUGAAGAAGUUUGAUGCUAAAUCUCAGUUUGCUCUCGCCAUCUCCCAUGGCUUCUUCUCUGCUUGAUACACACUUUGUUCAUAAUCUGAUUUCGUUUCAUAAUCUAUCUGCUUUGUUGUUUUUUUCUUAUGAUUUGGGAGUUUAUGUAAAAAAAGUGAAUAUCUGAAUUAAUCAAAUGGAUAUCUCUUUGACAUUUGUCUUUUCCGUCACUGAAAGUGAAAGAUAAAAUAAAUAUCAGGGACCUACGUGGCAAACAAUUAUAAAACU
This is a messenger RNA of Brassica oleracea var. oleracea, 522 nucleotides long. RefSeq lists its product as uncharacterized. NCBI's taxonomy places the organism in Eukaryota, Viridiplantae, Streptophyta, Magnoliopsida, Brassicales, Brassicaceae. The record is from RefSeq and is a predicted model, not a curated record. The transcript has a single exon. The coding region runs from base 103 to 321 and encodes 72 amino acids.